Molecule: messenger RNA, 2627 nt
Organism: Diabrotica virgifera virgifera (western corn rootworm)
Lineage: Eukaryota; Metazoa; Arthropoda; Insecta; Coleoptera; Chrysomelidae
Product: inter-alpha-trypsin inhibitor heavy chain H4-like
Exons: 14
Coding region: 74-2530 (818 amino acids)
Source: RefSeq, a predicted model, not a curated record
GUUGUUUAGUCACAACCAGAAUUUGAUUAUAAAAUUGCAGAGACCAAAUUGAUAUCAUAAAAACAUAAUAUAUAUGCAGUUGUUCGUUAACUUGAAUAUUUAUAGCACAAAAAUGGAGGUAAAAUUCCUUGUAUUAUCAUUCUUGGUAAUAUCAAACCUAAGGGAAGCAUUUUGCGCACCAGCAGACGAAAGUUUUGUUGUAUCAACAACAGAACAACCAAACAACAGAUCCACGGGCAAAGAACUUGAUGAAGCUAACGUUGUUCCUGUGAUUUAUGAAUUACACGUGCAGUCCAACGUAACUAAUCGAUAUGCUAAGACUGUGAUAACAAAUAGGGUUAAAAACCCAGCUAAGUCAGCAAAGGAAACUACUUUUUCUGUUGUUCUACCUGAAAAAGCAUUUAUUUCAGAGUUCGUAAUGGAAAUUGGAUGGAACAAAUACAAAGCUUACGUCAAGGAAAAACAGGAGGCUAAGAAAAUAUAUACUAAGGCAGUAGCAAGUGGUCAAAGUGCAGCUCAUGUAGCUGUAAACACAAGAGAUUCUAGCACAUUUACAAUUUCCGCCAACGUUGGACCCGAAGAAAAAGCAACAUUCUAUUUGACAUAUGAAGAACUUUUGGAAAGAAGAAAUAGCCAAUACGAAUUGGUUCUUAACAUUCGUCCCGGACAAGUAGUUGAUCAUCUAAAUGUUCAAGUAUUCAUCAACGAAUCCAGGCCCUUGGUCUUUGUGAAAACUCCAUCCCUUAGAUCCGGUAACGAAAUCACAACAAGCAACGAUAAACUUGAUCCUGCAUCUUUUAUUGAAAUUGUCGACUCUACCAGUGCUCUAGUUAAAUUCCAACCAGAUGCUAUAAAACAACAGGAAUAUGCUAAGGAAUUAGGAGGAAACGAAACGAAGGGUCUUGCAGGACAAUUUGUAGUUCAAUACGAAGUAGAAAGAGACCCACUAGGUGGAGAGGUUCUGCUACAAGAUGGAUACUUUGUACACUUUUUUGUACCAAAGGACGUAGAAGUCAUUCCAAAGCAUGUAUACUUCGUACUAGAUACAAGUGGAAGUAUGUAUGGUACCAAACUCCAGCAACUUAAAGAUGCCAUGACUAGUAUUUUGGAUGAGAUCAAACCCGAAGACGCACUCAGUAUUGUUGAAUUCAACAGCGAAAUUUACAUAUGGGACAUAGAAAAUGAGAAAUCAAUUCUUGCUAAGUGGGACAACUACUGGGAACCAUUCGAAGAUUUAGCUCUAUUCGACCUACCAGGACCUCUAUUAGCAACAAAUGAUUCAAUCAUAAAAGCAAAGAAACUUGUAGACAAUAUGGAAACUCGAGGUGGCACUAACAUAAUUGGUGGAUUAGAUGCUGGUUUAUAUCUUGUAAAAUCCCACAUAGAAAGAACUGAAGAAGGUAACAAUCAGAGAAAGCAUAUGAUAAUAUUUCUAACUGAUGGACAACCCAACAUAGGUAUACAUUCUACAGAUGAAAUUAUUGAAGUGGUCACUAAACUAAAUCAAAACAUCAAAGUUCCACUGUACAGCCUCGCUUUUGGAAAUUCUGCCGACAUAGAGUUUUUAAAAAAACUGUCUUUGAAGAACAGAGCAUUCUCCAAACAAAUUUACGAAGCAGCAGAUGCCGCCAUCCAACUGCAACAAUUUUAUAGACAAAUAUCCUCUCCACUUCUAUCAAAUGUCCAUUUCAAAUACAACGAUGAUGCUAGCGAAGUAACAAACACAGGUUUUCCGAUUGUGUACACUGGUGGUGAAAUUGUAGUCACUGGACGCUUCUCAGGUCACGAAUUUAAUCCAUCAAUAAAGGCUGUAGGCAAACGAGGACCUUUAACAUACAAACCACGUGUUCACAAGCCAGUAGAUUCCUUGGAACGCCUCUGGGCAUACUUGAGUGUAAAGGAAACUCUCCAGAAGAUGAAAAUUGCUAAAAACAAAGUAGAACUUACCAAGAAAGCUUUGGAUAUUGCUCUUAAAUAUUCCUUUGUAACUGACUUGACAUCAUUGGUUGUAGUGAAACCCAACUGUACACAAUACACGUGUUCAGAUACGUCCGGAUAUUUUCCAAGACUGGGAAAAUCUUCAGAUUCUCGACUUACAUCAUCCGGAGGCGGCAGGCGAGGUCGCGCUAGAAGUAGGACUAAAUCUCGAUUUCAAGUUGGUCUUCCGGAUAGAGUUUCAUACGACGAGGUUAAGCCGGAUACACCCACACCAGCAACGUUCACUGAAACAGCUACAAGCUCAGAACUAGAUGAACGUCUAAAAUGGUUGUCGGCCGCUUUAAGUGAAAACAAAACAUUAUCCCUACCAUCAGGUAAAUUAAAACUUGGUGAAGAUUCAUUACAAAUUACUCCCUCUGAAACCUGUCCAAAAACACCCGAAGGCAAAGAAGGUGUUUGCUCUCUUAUUAAAGAUUGUCCUCAAGUAUUCCCACAACUGACUAAUUUCGACGUAUACAAGACCUUCUCCUGUGCCAUGCCGAAAGAAUACGCUGGAGUCUGCUGUCCAAAGAAAGAUGAAGUUGCUGCUUAAAAUUGUCAUUGCUUGUUAAUUUUUAAUCAAAUUUAGAAAAUCUUGAAAGUUAUGACUUUCUAAUGUAAUACAAUGGUUAAUAAACAAUUUAAUGCAA